Messenger RNA from Cyphellophora europaea CBS 101466, 1488 nucleotides. RefSeq lists its product as uncharacterized. The coding region runs from base 1 to 1488 and encodes 495 amino acids. Gene Ontology annotation, molecular function: GTP binding; GTPase activity; molecular adaptor activity. Gene Ontology annotation, cellular component: septin ring; cell division site; septin complex. Lineage: Eukaryota; Fungi; Ascomycota; Eurotiomycetes; Chaetothyriales; Cyphellophoraceae. The record is from RefSeq and is a predicted model, not a curated record. Gene Ontology annotation, biological process: cytoskeleton-dependent cytokinesis. The transcript has 3 exons.
AUGGGCUUUUCUUCCAAUGAAUUUGCGCAGUCGACUGAUGCCCAACCGCAAUCCGUCGCCAUCCCUGACAAUGAGACCACUUUGACUGACAACCCAGAAUCCCCAGCUGCCGUAGCAAAUGGCACCCCGACUGCUAAAUCGCCUUCUCCUAGCGUACCAAAUGGCAAGCCCACCUCUCCAUAUGUGAGAGAAAGCAACCCCAUGGGUUCAGGUGCCGCCCAGACCGUGUCGUCCAAAGACCCCAAGGCAGCAGCUCAAGCUGCCAGCGACAUGCGCAACGUUGUGCGAAGGAAGCUGACGGGAUACGUUGGCUUCGCCAACCUGCCUAAUCAGUGGCAUCGCAAGAGCGUCCGCAAGGGCUUCAACUUCAACGUCAUGGUUGUUGGUGAAUCUGGACUUGGAAAGUCUACCCUCGUCAACACCCUUUUCAACACCUCGCUCUAUCCUCCUCGCGAGCGCAAAGGACCCAGCCUCGACAUCAUCCCAAAGACGGUGGCCAUCCAGUCGAUCAGUGCCGACAUUGAAGAGAACGGUGUCAGACUGAGGUUGACAGUUGUCGAUACUCCCGGCUUUGGCGACUUUGUGAACAACGACGACUCCUGGCGACCAAUCGUUGAGAAUAUUGAGCAGAGAUUCGAUGCUUAUCUCGAGGCCGAGAACAAGGUCAACCGCAUGAACAUCGUAGACAACCGGGUGCACGCCUGUGUCUACUUCAUCCAGCCCACGGGCCACUCCCUCAAGCCUCUUGACAUUGAAGUCAUGCGCCGCCUGCAUACCAAGGUCAACCUGAUCCCUGUGAUCGCCAAGGCCGACACCCUGACUGAUGAGGAAGUCGCUUCCUUCAAGCAGAGAAUUUUGACUGACAUUCAGCACCACUCGAUCCAGAUCUUUGAGGGUCCGCGCUACGAACUCGACGACGAGGAGACCAUUGCCGAGAACCAGGAGAUUAUGUCCAAGGUUCCCUUCGCGGUGGUUGGUGCCAACUACGAAGUCACCAAUGCUGAGGGCCGCAAGGUCAGGGGCCGUCGCUACCCUUGGGGCAUCAUCGAGGUGGACAAUGAGGAGCAUUGCGACUUUGUCAAGCUGCGCCAGAUGCUCAUCCGCACUCACAUGGAAGAGCUCAAGGAGCAUACCAACAACUUCUUGUACGAGAAUUACAGAUCCGACAAGCUCAUCCAGAUGGGAGUGUCACAAGAUCCAUCGGUCUUCAAGGAGGUCAAUCCCGCGGUCAAGCAGGAAGAAGAGCGCACAUUGCAUGAGCAGAAGCUGGCCAAGAUGGAAGCCGAGAUGAAGAUGGUCUUCCAACAGAAGGUCAACGAGAAGGAGAGCAAGCUGCAACAGAGCGAAGAGGAGCUGUUUGCCCGUCAUCGCGAGAUGAAGGAUCAGCUGGAGCGACAGCGUCAAGAGCUGGAGGAGAAGAAGUCUCGCAUCGAGCAAGGCCGGCCAAUCGAGGAGAAGGGCAAGAGAAAGGGCUUUUCUCUCCGAUAA